AACACAUGUCCCUCGUUCUUCGGUUUGAGUUGGUACUAUUUCUCCCGUUCGUUGACUCACAAGAAGCUUCAUAGACCAUAUUUAUCGAGAGCAGAUUGUCAUCGUCAACAUCAGCGUCUGUAGUCGUCGAACUUGUGAUGCUGUUCUCGCUAACAUCUGUACGACUGAAAUAGUGCCCAUCUUCUUUCACAGUCGCAUCGCUCGCGUCGUUCAUCUGUUUCUCGUUGUUUUCUCAUCGAACUGCGUUCGUCUUCUUGAGUGGAGAAAUAAAAUGUUCGGUCGUCGUGCUUUUUCAUGCUACUAGUUUCCUCGCUCUUCAAACAAAUACUACCUGCUCGACCUCUACUGAUCUUGAUCAUCAUUGAACACAUGAAGCACCCCAUUCACGGUCAUUAGAGUACAGGUGCGUGCCGAUUUUGUAGUUGUUCUCCAUUUUUAAGCGAUGCAUGGCUAAUAUCUUUUUUGUUCCUCCCCAAACGACAUCCUCGAAUUCAAAAGCCACUCCAAGCUGACGACCCUUUGUAACUGAAAACUGCGGAGGACAUCAUCAGCACUCCUGCCAUUAGAAGUUGUCACCAGCAGACACGAGGACCACGUCAGCUGGUGCGCUGGCCCUUUGGCCGAAGACUUUGAAAAAAAAUCUCAAUCCAAUAGCUGCCCUUUGUUUCUUCCAGGGGUACCACCUUCGCAGCCAUGUGGUGGACGGGCAGAAUACCUGGCCUCAGUGAUGAUGAAGAUCGGAGGUUUGUGGAGGAUGAAAAAAAGCUAGAACAAUUUGGACCCGAGCUGAUAACUGAGAUACUGGAGUUGCUGGGAGAUAAUGGGCCGCCACCGAUACUUAUGACACAACAUACAUCGAUCAGCAUCAAUGUGUAAGUAGAUGUAAAGGACAUACAUCGAUCAACAUCAAUGUGUUGUGAAAAUUACCGAUACAGGUUCUCGAAGAAGAUACUGAUGUAGACAAAUUGGAAGAUAUUACCUACAGCCCUUUCUGGUAGGACACUCUUCUUCAAUACAACAUCAAGGACAAAAAAGAGUUAAAGAUGCUUUUGUUACCGUUUGUUAUGGCUCUCCUAAGGGGGACAGGCAUAACAAACGGGAUAAGCGAGCACCUCCAAAAGCCUACGACCUCUAGCUAAAGUACUAAUUGUAAUUACCUCUAUAAUUAGAGUCCUAAUAAAUUGCUCAAGAAGUGAAGUACUCCCUCUCUUCUAACUUGCCAGUGAUCAGUUUCGAACGGAUACCUGGUGAGCAGAAUGGCCUAGUGAAACCAAGAGAAAUCCACAUCCGGAAUCCCAUAGACGGGCGUCCAACCCCCUACCGUGGUCCCGGCAAGACGCCUUACUACCGCAUUAGCAAUACGGACGCCAGCAUCAUCAAGCAGACGUUGGAGUACAACGGUUUCAGGGAGUUGACAACGAAUAGUAUAGGACUAGGCUUGAGUCCUCAUGACUGGGUAGUGCAAUGGAGUGGCCCGAAUUAUCGGGACUACGUCUACCAGAAUUUGCACGAGUACCAGUAUGUAAAUCAUUUCAGCGGAAGCACGGAGUUGACGAGGAAAGACAGGUUAGCACUUCUACUUCUCUUUCUAUCUUAUAAAUUCGUUCUACACGAAAACUGAAAAUAACCGAGUUACUGACUGAAAGAAGGGAGGCAGCUUAAAUAACAUCAAGGCUACUCUUCCUUCUCAUCAGUAUCUCGGUUAUAAUUCUGAUCAGUUACUUGCUUAUUUCAGUUGUUUUUCGAAGUUAAAUGCUUUCCAUCAAGCUUGUGCUCGGACACCAGUUGUUUCAUGAAAGAGGACAACAAACAUCCACGACAGGGUCUGGUGCCACUUCCAAGCCAUGCAGCGUCUCUUCGGGAAGCUGCAGUUCGACUUCCUUCCGGAGACUUUCGUUAUGCCCGAUCAACUUGAAGCUUUCAUCCAAGUCUACGAGCGAACGGACUAUCUCUGGAUCGUGAAGCCUCACGCUUCCUCGCGAGGUCGCGGGAUCUUCAUUUUGCAGGAGUUGAGCGAAAUCCCCUUGGAUUGCGUGACUGUGAUUUCGCGAUACGUUGACAACCCAUACCUGAUCCAAGGGCUGAAGUUCGAUUUAAGGCUGUAUGUGCUGGUAUUCACUUUUUCAUUUUAUUUUCACGUCAGGAGAUGCAGAAUUUGAAUUGUUUUUUUCCUAGAGGACUCAACGUUUAUUGAGUGUAGGCUCUACGAGUAGUUCCUCUUAGUUCAUCUAGUUGUACAGUCAAAUUCACUACAGUAUUACAGUACUAGUAAGUUGCACGUCAGAUUUGCAGAAUUGUUUUUUUCCUAGAGGACUCAACGUUUAUUGAGUGUAGGCUCUACGAGAAGUUCCUCUUAGUUCUCGUUGUACAGUCAAAUUCACUACAGUACUAGCAGGACGAGGGUCCAGAAGAUCCUACUUACACAUGAUGAACCAAUUACUUUUUUACGAAAUGAAAAUUCUCAAAAGAACCAACGCAAGAAUCUGCCGACAAAUUAUAAACAACCUCCAGGUAACCGGCUUCGACCCACUACGGAUCUACCUGUUUAAAGAAGGCCUUACACGAUUCGCAUCGUCCGUUUUCUCAACGACAGAGGAAGAUCUGGGUAACGUCUACAAGCAUCUCACGAACUACAGUAUCAACAAAUAUGCCUCAAAUUUCGUGGAGAACGAGGACGCCAGCCAAGACAACGUUGGCCACAAGUGGUCGCUGUCUGCGCUCAAUAAACAUCUGGUUAUGUUGGCUGGCAGUGGCAUAGGCAUUCACUACAUCGAGAUCCAAAUCGAAUGGUAGAUUUUGCAUGACUUGCGUUUCUAGUAUAGACUCUCAGCGGAAAAUCUUCAGUAGGAUGCACCGGGAGAAUCGUGCCCAUAUGGAUCGAAUGGCAGAUUUUGCUUAGACUUACAACUCCAGUAGACCUACAACCCACUUCUACAUCACGAUCUACUACCGAAAGGCCCCCUCACAGCAGUAGCAACACCUCUAACCUCCCCUGCUGCAAUGUGGACAUCAAACUCACAUGGAGUCGCAUUAUUGACGUCGUGAUAAAGACGAUUUUGACAGUGGAGAGACCAGUUGUGCACAAGAUGAAGAACACAGUGUCCUGGAGGUCAAAUUGUUUCGAACUCUACGGAUUCGAUUUGCUGCUGGAUGAAAACCUCAAGCCGCAUUUGCUUUUAUGAGCAGGACUCUUUAGCAAAACCAUCCACAAAGACGAAAUGUUGAAAAUCAAAAUGAAAAUAUUGCAUUUGCAGGCAUCGAUUUGAAUAAUGUAAUAGAAGAAUUUACUUUAUCCACUCUGAGUCUCGGAAGCCAGUUGCCGGCAUCUGAAUAACGUAGAAGAAUUUGCUUCAUCCACGUUGUUCCCCUUCCCAUCCACGGCAGACGAGAUAUAAAAAUGGAUCCUUUCCCCUUUCCCUUUUCAUCUCCCGAAGUGAACCUUUCUCCGAGUAUGCAAGCAGACACCCCUUUGGAUUACAAGAUCAAGUCUUCGCUAGUCCAAGAGACCUUCAACCUGCUAGGACCAAAGCUAGCAGAUCAAAAACAGCUAGGGGAGACAAGGUGGAAAAGUAGAGCGAAGCAACUAAAGAGACAAGGACAGAGGAUGCCAUAUGGACAGCCUUUGGCAGCGACGAACCAAAUGCAAUUCGGUGGAGGUGGGCAGACGCUCCAAUUGAAACCGACUGUAUUGAAUAUUAAGGGUAGGUUAAAGGUGCUUUUCUUACCGCUUUUUGUGCCUCUCCUAAGGGAGAAAGGCAUAAAAAGCGGGGUAAGCGAGCACCAAAAACCUACCUCUAAGAAUACCCCGGCUGCUAGAGCAAGGGAAGCGGAGAGACAACAAAAGUUUCACAACCUGCAGAAGAAGAACCUGCCGCUUGCUAGUUUGGGUGAAAAACCUCUGCGGUUGUUGCUGGAGUGCGUGCAGGUACUAUUUGUCUUAUCAUUAUGCUUGAAGGUGUAGGUAGGAGUAUACUUGAUGAAGAUAACUACCCUAUUUUCCUCUGGUCUUUCUUAUUCUUUUUGUUUUUUCUAGUUAGGUCUGCUCCACCACAAACAUUAUGCUUGAAGGUAUUACCAUGACGCUUCGUCUCCUCAUCCUUCUGGAUACUGACAGGCACUUUUUCAUCUUGCCGAUGGUUAGUGAUGACCAUUUGAGAUGCGUAGCAAAUGAUGCUUUCGUCCGUUAGAUUUGGUAGAAGGAAUAUACCGUCGUGAAUCUUGCUGAAGCACAUACUUCUCAACAUCACAAACUAACACUUAAAAACUACAGGAAUUCACAAUGGCGAACGAUUUCAUCCGAAUUUUCCCAACACAAGCUAGUGUGAAACGAUAUGGCCACAUGAUCGGCAUUGGCUCAACCGCCAAGAGUAUGAGCGCUUCGCAACUGUUGUGUCUUGCGCUUUUUAACGAACCUCGCUUAGUCAGAGCAAAAGAUGGGCGGUCACAACGUAAACAGAGAAAUCGUAGUCAACCGAGUAGUCCGGUGAAGCAAUUAGGUUUGUCGAGUACAACCACCGUCAGUGCCGGAGGAGGUGCAGGCGGGGCGGGACCUCCGAGUCUGUCAGCGAGCACGAAUAAUGGAGCAGGCUCGGCAGGAGCGGCCCAGGACGACUUCGAUGCUAGUCAAGAACAGAUAGACGUCACUGGUGGAGGCUCUGCUUCAGGGCAAGAUGAAGGAGGUAUGUCGUCAUCCGGAGAACAACAACCUCAUCAAAAUUUGAAUUUAAGGUCAACAGUUACAGUGUCCAUCUUUCUCGGCAUCUCGGUACUACCCUUUAUUUGUUCCCCUGUAUUAAUAAUACUUACAGCCUGUUGUAUUCACUGUAAUACAGCCUGUCAGGGGAACAAAAGGCAUUAUUUCAUAGGAAUAAUAUUCGAGUGGAAGAAAUCAACUUCCUAUGGAAUAAUGCUACAAGGGCAAUAUAGGGGUCAAGAUGAGGGGUCAAGACAAGGGCAAUCUAGCAGACUCUAA
Molecule: messenger RNA, 4972 nt
Organism: Amoebophrya sp. A25
Lineage: Eukaryota; Dinophyceae; Syndiniales; Amoebophryaceae
Source: the annotation of a GenBank genome assembly